Molecule: messenger RNA, 1918 nt
Organism: Euleptes europaea (tarantolino)
Lineage: Eukaryota; Metazoa; Chordata; Lepidosauria; Squamata; Sphaerodactylidae
Gene: PEX5L
Product: peroxisomal biogenesis factor 5 like
Exons: 15
Coding region: 26-1918 (630 amino acids)
Biological process (GO): protein import into peroxisome matrix, docking
Cellular component (GO): cytosol; peroxisomal membrane
Molecular function (GO): protein binding
Source: RefSeq, a predicted model, not a curated record
GGGACCCUGAAGCAGGCGGAGCAGAAUGUACCAGGGACACAUGCAGGCAGUAGGUGAGACAUUGAAGAGAAAAUGGCUCUGGCUUCAAAAAUGUGAGCUGAUCUUUUCCUUGGGGAAAGGCUCUAGGGCGGCAGAUAAGGCUGUUGCAAUGGUGAUGAAGGAGAUACCGAGGGAGGAGUCUGCCGAGGAAAAGCCCCUCCUUACUAUGAAAUCACAGCUGGUGAAUGAGCAGCAAGAAAGCAGACCCCUCCUGAGCCCUUCGAUCGAUGACUUUCUCUGCGAAACCAAAUCGGAAGCUAUCGUGAGACCCGUGACGUCGAACACAGCAGUUUUGUCCACAGGGCUGGAUCUCUUGGACUUGAGCGAGCCUGUCUCGAAAAACCAAAGCAAAGCUAAGAAGUCGGAGAAUUCCUCCAGAGGGGAAGGUUUAAAGGCUUUGACCCACCGAAAGAAGGCAGACAAUCCGGACCUUAUCAGCGUGGAUGCUGAGCAGAAAAGCCAGUCCGCCAGAGCUCCUGAAAACUCCUCAUUGGAUUUAGUCAAUAUUCAGGCGCAGCUAGAGAAAUGGGAUGAAGUGAAGUUUCACGGAGACAGGGCCAGAAAAGGCUUCCCGCCACCUGAGAGAAAACCUUCAUCUUCUAGAGCUCCGUCGAAAGAAUUGAUCUGGUCCGCAGAGAACAAAUCCCCAUCAGAAGCAGCUGGCGUCAAGGCUACGGUGGAGCCUGAUUCAGCCUCGGAUUUAGAGUUAGCACCUGCACCAAAGGCACGAUCUACCAAAGAGAAACGCUGGGGGAGCACCCUUCUCUCACGAAACCAUUCCAUGGAAGAGGAAUUUGAAAGAGCCAAAGCAGCAGUUGAGUCAGACACAGAGUUUUGGGAUAAGAUGCAAGCAGAGUGGGAAGAAAUGGCUCGCAGGAACUGGAUUACAGAUGGCCAAGAAGCACCUGGCCAGAUAGCCAUCUCCAUCAAUGAGAAGGGCUAUUAUUUUCAUACCGAAAACCCUUUCAAAGACUGGCCGGGCGCUUUUGAAGAAGGCCUGAAGAAGCUGAAAGAAGGGGACCUGCCACUCACCAUUUUGUAUCUGGAGGCGGCCAUUUUGCAAGACCCUCAUGACGCCGAGGCCUGGCAGUAUCUUGGUAUAACCCAAGCUGAGAACGAAAAUGAGCAAGGAGCCAUUGUAGCACUCCAGAGGUGCUUAGAGCUUCAGCCGAACAACCUGAAAGCCCUCAUGGCCUUGGCAGUGAGCUUCACCAACACGGGGCACCAGCAGGAAGCCUACGAAGCGCUUCGGAACUGGAUCAAGCAGAACCCGAGGUACAAGUACUUGGCCAGGAGCAAGAAAGGGUCCCCAGCGCUGACCAGGAGAAUGUCCAAGGCAUCAGAGGAAAGUUCCUUGCUGGAAGAAGUGAAGGAACUGUACCUGGAAGCAGCUCACCAGAACGGCGAGAUGAUAGAUGCCGACUUACAGACAGGCCUCGGAGUGCUCUUCCAUCUGAGCGGGGAGUUUAACAGAGCCAUAGACGCUUUUAGCGCGGCCCUCACUGUCCGGCCAGAGGAUUAUUCAUUGUGGAACCGUCUAGGUGCCACCCUAGCAAACGGGGAUCGGAGCGAGGAAGCUGUGGAGGCCUACACGAGAGCUUUGGAAAUCCAGCCUGGCUUCAUCCGGUCCAGGUACAAUUUAGGAAUCAGCUGCAUCAACCUAGGAGCCUACAGAGAGGCCGUCAGCAAUUUUCUCACAGCCCUCAAUUUGCAACGAAAGAGCCGGAAUCAGCAGCAAGUCCCUCACCCUGCAAUUUCAGGUAAUAUCUGGGCAGCUUUGCGAAUCGCUUUGUCUAUGAUGGACCAGCCGGAACUUUUUCAAGCUGCUAACCUGGGCGACCUGGAUGUUCUAUUAAGAGCUUUCAGUAUCGAUCCCUAA